AUGGCAGCCGUCCUUGCAGCCCGAUUGCUCAAGACCGUCGCAGAUGCAUUCUCAAUCGUGCGCGACAACUGCAACGCCUGGACAGAUUCUAUGAUUGCCCUUUCCUGGAUUCGGACAGCACCUUCACGCGUAACACCUUUCGUAAGCCAUCGUGUCUUAGAUAUUCAGCGACACAUUCCCCCUCAUCUGUGGAGACACUGUCCUGGAUGCGAAAAGGCAAUCAUAGAAUCAAGUAUGAUCACGUACACCCACGUAAACCAGAUGCACACCGGGGUUCAAGGCAUCCUCGCUCAACUGCGUGAGAGGUUUUGGAUCAUACGUGGACGUCAAGCAGUCAAAAGAGUCAUAUAUGCGUGUGUCGUCUGCCGCCGGUUCGGGAGUAAGGCCACACGCCAAGCCACGGCUUCGCUUCCUCCAGAUCGUCCCUCCAGAAGCGAACCCCUUCAGGUCACGGGGCUUGAUUUCGCCGGCCCGAUCUAUUAUCGUACUGAUCGCUCGAGCACCACUCCGAAGUCAUAUAUCGUCCUAUUUACAUGUGCUGUCACUCGCGCCGUGCAUCUAGAAUUGGCAUCCUCAAUGACCACACACGAUUUUCUACAAGCCUUCAGACGCUUCAUCGCUCGUAGAUCGAUACCUGCCAAAGUGUACUCUGACAACUUCCGGACAUUCAAGCGGGCCUCCACGGACCUUGCCGAACUUGGCCGGCUCAUCCAUGCCGAACCCGUCCAGCGCUACUGCGCAGUUUACAAUAUCCAAUGGGUAUUCAUCGCCGAGCGCGCAGCCUGGUGGGGCGGGUUCUGGGAACGGCUGGUGAGAUCAGUCAAAGACGCCCUGCGCAAGACUUUAGGACGUAGCUCACUGACGUUCGAGCAGCUGACAACCAUCCUCACUGAAAUUGAGGCCACGAUCAAUUCGCGCCCACUGACAUACCUCUCCGACGAUCCCAGAGACCUUUCACCACUCUGUCCAUCUCACUUUCUGGUUGGAAGGCGCCUGACUCUCCUACCUGAGCAUCCUCAGACCAGCAGUACUACUGAUGAAACCCGUUCCUCGCUUAUCGAGAAGGCAGAUCUCCGACGGGUGAUGCUGGCGAGCUUUUGGCGCAGGUGGACCCGCGACUACAUAUGCGAGCUGCCUUCCGCUCAUCGCUUCCAGUGCAGCAAUAUCGUACCCUUCAAGGUGGGCGAGCUAGUGCUCCUGUCCUCCAAACCACAAGGAAGAGCAGUGUGGCCACUUGCACGCAUCUCUGAGGUACAGCCAGGACGCGACGGAGUCAUCCGAGCGUGCAAGGUAGUACUUCCCAACGGAUCAGAAAUACGUCGUCCCGUCCAGAACCUCCACAAGCUUUAA
Ornithodoros turicata is the source of this 1350-nucleotide messenger RNA. RefSeq lists its product as uncharacterized. The record is from RefSeq and is a predicted model, not a curated record. The coding region runs from base 1 to 1350 and encodes 449 amino acids. The transcript has a single exon. Lineage: Eukaryota; Metazoa; Arthropoda; Arachnida; Ixodida; Argasidae. Gene Ontology annotation, molecular function: nucleic acid binding. Gene Ontology annotation, biological process: DNA integration.